GAGGAGAGGAGAUAACAUGACAGGACAGCGUCUUGAGAGGAGACGCCAGCGAUGAGGAAGAUAAGGACCCGACCUCCAGGCUGCAGCAGCCUCCACUUCUGCUGCGCGUAAAUCACAAGUACAAAUCAACAGGAGGACGCUGACUCUGGGAAACAGAAUGUCACAGCUGUAUUACGGCAAAACUGACAACUCCCCGUACAGGGACUCCAUCCCCCUGCGGAUCGUGAGGGCCGAGUCCGAGCUCUCUGCCCUGGAGAGGGCCUACUUGGUGGCAGUCGAGAAGGGGGACUACGCCAGCGUUAAAGAAGACCUGGAGGAUGCUGAGAUUUAUUUCAGGAUCAACAUCAACUGCGUCGACCCCCUGGGACGCACUGCCUUACUCAUUGCCAUCGAAAACGAGAACCUGGAGAUCAUCGAGCUGCUGCUCAGCUUUAACGUGUAUGUGGGUGAUGCCCUGCUGCACGCCAUCCGCAAAGAGGUGUUGGGGGCUGUGGAGCUGCUGCUCAACCACAAGAAGCGAGGGGACAAACAGGUUCCACCAAUCCUGCUGGACAGGCAGUUUUCAGACUUCACCCCAGACAUCACGCCAAUCAUCCUCGCAGCCCACACCAACAACUACCAGAUCAUCAAACUGCUCGUGCAGCGAGGAGUUUCCAUCCCUCAGCCGCAUGCCGUACGCUGCAACUGCGUGGAGUGCGUCUCCAGCUCAGACGUGGACAGCCUGCGUCACUCACGCUCCCGUCUGAACAUCUACAAGGCCCUCUCCAGCCCCUCCCUCAUCGCCCUCUCCAGCGAGGAUCCCUUCCUCACAGCUUUCCAGCUCAGCUGGGAGCUGAAGGAGCUCAGCACAGUGGAGAAUGAGUUCAAGUCAGAGUACGAGGAGCUGUCCCAUACGUGUAAACAAUUUGCAAAAGACCUCUUGGACCAAACCCGAAGCUCUAGAGAGUUGGAGAUAAUCCUCAACUACCGAGAUGACAUCAAUCCCCUGCUGGAUGAGAACACUAAUGAUCUGGCACGACUGAAGCUGGCAAUCAAAUACAGCCAGAAAGAGUUUAUCGCUCAGCCCAACUGUCAACAGCUGCUGGCGUCGCGGUGGUACGAUCAGUUCCCGGGCUGGAGGAGGCGUCACUGGGCAGCAAAGCUCAUCACGUGCAUCUUCAUCGGCCUCAUGUUUCCGCUGCUGUCCAUCUUCUACCUGAUCUCCCCAAAGAGCUGCUAUGGCUUAUUCAUCCGCAGGCCUUUCAUCAAGUUCAUCUGUCACACGGCCUCCUACCUGACCUUCCUCUUCCUGCUCUUCUUGGCCUCGCAGCACAUAUCCUCUCCACAACGGAACUUUCAGGGCCCAGCACCCACCAUUGUGGAGUGGAUGAUCCUGCCUUGGGUGCUUGGUUUUAUAUGGACGGAGAUCAAACAGAUGUGGGAUAAUGGUUUCAAAGACUACAUAGACGACUGGUGGAACCUCGUGGACUUCAUAAUGAACUCCUUGUAUCUUGUAACCAUUUCUCUGAAGAUCGUUGCCUAUGUGAAGUACAGUGGGAAAAAAAGCAGAGACACCUGGGAAAUGUGGCACCCGACUCUGGUGGCAGAGGCGUCGUUCGCCAUUGCCAACAUCUUCAGCUCACUGCGCCUCAUCUGCCUUUUUACUGCCAACUCCCAUCUGGGGCCCUUACAGAUCUCGCUGGGCCGAAUGCUUCUGGACAUCCUCAAGUUCCUCUUCAUCUACUGCCUGGUGCUUGCAGCGUUCGCCAACGGCCUCAACCAGCUGUACUUUUACUACGAAACAGAUGAGGGCAAAAACUGCACAGGGAUUCGCUGCUCCAACCAGAACAACGCCUUCUCAACGCUGUUCGAGACGCUGCAGUCGUUAUUUUGGUCCGUGUUUGGCCUGAUUUCUCUCUACGUGACCAAUGUGAAGCCAGAUCAUGAAUUCACUGAGUUUGUGGGCAGCACCAUGUUUGGCACAUACAACGUGAUCUCCCUGGUCGUGCUUCUGAACAUGCUCAUUGCAAUGAUGAACAACUCCUACCAGCACAUAGCUGAUCAUGCAGAUAUAGAAUGGAAAUUUGCAAGAACAAAAUUAUGGAUGAGCUACUUUGAAGAAGGGGGGACUUUGCCGUCUCCGUUUAACAUAAUACCCAGUCCAAAGUCCGUUUUUUAUCUGAUGAAAUGGAUAAAGAAAUGUUUGUUCAGGAAACUGAGCACGAAAAGGCUUGACACCUUCGAAACAUUGGGGAGACGUGCAGCUAAAAAUGUAAGAUCAAACCAUGAAUACCAGGAGGUUUUAAGGAACCUUGUGAAGAGAUAUGUGGCUGCGUUGAUCAGAGAUGUCAAAACAGCGGAAGGUUUGACAGAAGAGAAUUUCAAGGAGCUGAAGCAGGAUAUCUCCAGCUUCCGAUAUGAAGUCCUUGGAAUGAUGAAGGGUAAAUCUCAUAGAAGGGGAAGCUCCUGCUUGGCUUAUCCUGGAAACCCGUUCAUAUAUUCUCCCAAAUUCCCCAACGAUGAGCCGGAACAGAAGCUGAGCAUGUUUGAUGUGGUCACCACUGCCCUACAGAGCGGAGCUUCCGACAACACCGGCUCUGACAGGCUAUCCAACGGUACAGCUGUUAUGUCUGCUACAAGACAGACUCAGGAUGAGCUGUCCAAGAAUGUCUCAGAUGCUGGGUCUCAAAAAUGUGAAAAAAUGUCAUCGUCAACAAAAGAUUCAAAGGGAUCUGGGGGCAAAAAACGAGUUCAGACUGAGAAAGUGACUGUGGAGGUCAUCCAGAUAAGGCAGAAGAACAAACGCAAGAUUUAAAAUUCUCACAAAAACCGGGGCAUUAAGAAGGUGAAAAAUGGGCCAAAAAUAAAAAAUAAGUAAGUCAUUCAAAAAACUGAGUUGACAGAGGUGCUGCACAGUAGAAAACAAGAGAAGUACAAGAAUUGAAAGAGCAAACCCCGCCAUGUUAAGGAAAUGGUCCCCUAAAUUUCAAUCAAGCAAUUGUGCAUUUAUUUUCGAUUUAUAGACACUCAAAAACUGGUACAAAUUUGAGUUUUAAAUUGUAUGUCUACUGAAGAUGUGCUCUUAACCUAAUUGUAGACUUAAUGGAAAACUUACAAAACUUUGGGGUGGCUACAGCACAUGCAUAAUGGGCCGUUCCCCUCAGCCGGGACCAAGGGACAGCCAGGAACAGCUGGUAAUAUCCCAGAGUAUCUGAAACAUCUGGGAGUGGAGUGGAGCUAUGAGACGUGUUAGUGGAGCCAGGUCUUAAAAAAAAUGAAUAAAUGAACCUUAUGCUCAGUCCUGUUCUGGAGCAGUGCAGGGAUGAGGUGAGAUGGUGUCUCAGUGAGCGACAGUGUCCUGCAGCAGCUGCAAAAGAGACAGUGACGAAAACAUAUUAGUGCAACAUCUUUCAAUCGUCUUUUUUGGAGAUUUCAUUCUUUCUCUUACCAGUUUUUAAAAGAACAUAUAUUGAAAUAAACUCAUUUCUCAAGGUAAGGAAUAUUGUAGUUACCUGUCAUAUUCAGUUUAUUCCUUGUAUCCUGUCAUGUAUACAACAUAUGUUAUUUCACAAUAUAUCACAUGCAUUCCUUUCUGAAAGGAGGAAUAUGCCGACUUGAUGCUCAGGGAAUUUGACUCAGGUCGGUAAUUCAUGAUUUACUUUGAGCAACUAAAUCCAAAGAGUGAAGACACCCUGUUGCCUAUCCUCAGCUCCUGUACCUUGAACUGUUCUCUUACUGCCAUAUGCAAAAAUUACUCUGUUUCUAAAAAAAAUAUUACUCCGCAUACACUGGCAGUAUCCAAUUUUUUAUUGAUUAUACAGUAAGAAAGAACCCUGAGUGAAAACAUGUUAAUUUGUAUAUGUGUGAACUAAUUAAAUAUGUAACUUGGAUACAUUAUCCAACUGAUAAAUAAGCAAAGCAACACCAGGCUAAUUAAAAAAUGUCUCAUUGGUGGAACCUUUACUCCACAGCGAUCUCCUUUUCUAGAGUGAGAAAAGUUUUGUUGCAAGAUUUAUUCCUCAACCUCCGCUAGUAUACUUUACAACCUUAAAUGCAUAAGAGCCCCGUGGCAAUGCGCUGCUGCUGUUGAACAAACUUGUGACAUGUAUUGAC
Molecule: messenger RNA, 4092 nt
Organism: Paralichthys olivaceus (Japanese flounder)
Lineage: Eukaryota; Metazoa; Chordata; Actinopteri; Pleuronectiformes; Paralichthyidae
Product: short transient receptor potential channel 4-like
Biological process (GO): calcium ion transmembrane transport; regulation of cytosolic calcium ion concentration
Cellular component (GO): cation channel complex; plasma membrane
Molecular function (GO): protein binding; inositol 1,4,5 trisphosphate binding; store-operated calcium channel activity
Source: RefSeq, a predicted model, not a curated record